Hirsutella rhossiliensis is the source of this 1503-nucleotide messenger RNA. RefSeq names its product ranGTP-binding protein. The coding region runs from base 1 to 1503 and encodes 500 amino acids. The transcript is spliced from 6 exons. The record is from RefSeq and is a predicted model, not a curated record. Lineage: Eukaryota; Fungi; Ascomycota; Sordariomycetes; Hypocreales; Ophiocordycipitaceae. Gene Ontology annotation, cellular component: cytoplasm; nucleus. Gene Ontology annotation, molecular function: GTPase regulator activity.
AUGGAUGAGUUUCUUGCAACGGUGGGCGUGCAGGCCAUGAGAUAUGCCAUCAGGUCCGGCGUUGCUUUAACGUCGACGUACGCACUCGGCCAGUGCUCGCGCCUCUUAAAAUCCGUCGACGACAAAAAGCUCUACGCCGAGCUCAAGACUCUCCAGACGCUGCUUGACAGCAAGAUGAAGGUCAUCACGCCAGCCAUUGACCUCGUCGAGCUCAAGUCCGGCCGGGGCAACGUCUUCCUGGAAUCCGCCGUCCCUCUCACCAAAUCCCUCCACCAAGAAAUCAUCUCCCUCGGAAGGAGAAUCGCCUUAGUCGUUGCCAUCGAGGACGACACCCAAGCGACGAAUCGCGGUUCAGCCAAGCAGCGUGAUGGACGGCACGCAAGUCUCUGCCACGUCAUGGCCGACAUGAGGAGUCUGCUGGAUCGGAUCGACCGCGAAAUCCCCUUGCUGCAGCUCGCCAUUACAGCUUCCGGAGAAUCCCUAUCGACAUCUUUGCCAGCCAGCAUUUCACCCUCAAGGCUGCUUCAAAUUGGCCCAGCCUUCAAUCUGUCGCUCUACAUGCUGUUCCUAGGCCACGCGUCGAUCAAAACCAGCAGUCCUGGCUGCGGCAAGCAUCAGCACCCCGUUUAUGGCCUGGGACAUGACGACAGAAAACCGCUCUGGCAGGAGGUCAUCCACAAGGCGAGAGUACGACUGUGUCGAUCGGCACAGUCCAUCGCUGGCAACGGUAAUGGGCUCGCGCACGGCCAGAUUGCUCGCGGGGACAGUCUGGAGUUUUCCUACUAUUUAGAGAUCAUCGAAAACCUGGACGAUGGCAGAGUGCACGACGGGGCCGAAACUGCGUCUCCAUUUGAUGGGGUCUCGAGUGCGGGGAUUCGAGAACAUAUUCCCAUCCAUCAGCUAUCGAAAAUUUUCUACACCGACACGGGAAGGAUACUUAACUUGGGAAAAGCAGAAAUUGGAGAGAGCAAUACGGUGCUUCUCCUCAAACGAGACAUGAGGGCGGCUCGGCCAUCGGGAGCUGGGGAUGACCUGCAUUUCGACCCCGAGUGGAUAGCCUUGGAAGUAUGGGAGGACAACGCAAUAGGGUCGGACGAGAGUGAAACGGACGGGGGAUCAGAGAGCGAAGCUGAAAACACAGAAGACAGCGCCCAUACGCCAAAAUCGAAAUCGGCUGCGCCACGAGCUUCCCUUGACCUGAUAUUGGCUGCUCAGAUCAGAAACCUCUCGCUUCAGCCAAGCUCAGGCCUCGGCGAGUCGCGAGACAGCAUACUGCCCAAUACCAUCACCUCAUCCCUGUCCCUCAUAGAAAUGUUGAUCCGCCUGGCUGGACUCCAGGAGUUUCAGCAAGCGUCACACCUUUCGAUACCCGAUCAUAUCUUGACCUUUUUCCUGGAGGAGACGUCGACGACUGGCCUCUCUGGUGAGGCGCGACGUACGGUGCGCAGCGAGGCGAAACGGCGCGUUGGCUUUGAUCCUUACACAGAUACCCCGGCAGAUUAG